UAAACAUCCGGUCAAAAAUGUCCUCCUACAAAGCUCGAGUGGAGGAGUUUAAGUCGGUUCUUGAGGCGGAAGUGAUUGAUUUCAAAAAACUUAGAAAAAUUGUUUUCAAUGGUUGUCCAUUUGAAGCUGGAUUGAGAUCAAAAUGCUGGAAGUUGCUGUUGUACUACUUACCAAAGAACAGAUCUGACUGGGAUACAGAACUUCUGAAACAAAGGGCUACAUAUGUUCAGUUUAUUGAUGAGAUGAUCAUCAAACCAGGUACAGAGGCAACAGAGAAUGGUGGAGUGUCUGAUGUCACAUUUGAUGAUCAUCCAUUAAAUCCGAAUCCAGAAAGUAAAUGGAGGGCUUACUUUAAAGAUAAUGAAAUGUUACUACAGAUUGAUAAAGAUUGCAGGCGACUUUGUCCCGACUUGAACUUCUUCCAGAGAGCAACAGAUUACCCGUGCAAUAGACUGUGUGGGGAGAAUAGUUUCGAAACUUUGAGAAAACGUGUCGAGAAUUCCGUGCUUCACUCGGAAUCUGUGUCUCAAAAUAGGCUAGGAAUAACUAAUAUGGCAACCAGUAGACGGAAGACUAGUGAUGAAUAUAUGCCAUUACCAGACGGUCAGGAAGCUCAUUGGGAGGUGUGUGAGAGAAUUCUGUUUGUGUAUGCCAAACUUAACCCUGGUCUUGGUUAUAUACAGGGAAUGAACGAGAUUUUAGGGCCAAUAUAUUAUACAUUUGCAUCUGAUUCAGAAAAAGAUUGUAAAGAAUUUGCAGAAGCUGAUAGUUUCUUUUGUUUCACCACGUUAAUGUCAGAGAUUAGAGACAACUUUAUUAAAACAUUAGAUGAUUCACAAUGUGGGAUAGGUAAUUUAAUGAAUCAGUUAAUGACCACAUUAAAGGAGACAGACUCAACAUUGUGGUAUAAACUGAAGGAACAAGACUUGAAGCCUCAGUUCUAUGCUUUCAGAUGGCUCACACUUUUACUGUCUCAGGAAUUUCCGUUGCCAGAUGUGUUACGUAUUUGGGACUCACUGUUUGCAGAUGACAAGAGGUUUCAUUUCCUGAUCAAAAUAGGAUGUGCAAUGUUACUAUUGUUAAAACAAGAUUUACUCACGGGUGAUUUUCCUCAUAAUAUGAAACUUGUACAGAACUUUCCAUAUACUACCAUAGAUGUGCAGGUUGUGUUAAAAAAGGCAGUAGAAAUCAGAUGAUAAAGAAGAUAAUGUUGGUUAAUACUGGAUAUAAUGGUGAUACAAAUGCUGCCACAUUGCCAUGUAUUGCUCAAAGCAUCAGUACUUCAACAAAAUGCUUUCACAGCAAGAUACCAAGAACUUUUUUUUAUAUUUUUCUAUAAACUAGACCUUAAUAUAUUAUAAAACUGAAAAUAGAAACCAUGUACAACAUGUUUUGAACUAAUCCUCUGUCACUGGUCAAUUCAAAUUUAAUAUAUCCAAUGAGAUGCCAGUUUGAGACUGGUUUCAUUAUUCAAGUUUUAUUCUAUGGUCUUGUUCUAUAAACUGUGAUCUCGAGAUUACUCAGUCUGCCAUCUUGUAUAUACACAAUCUCCUACGCAGUGAUCUCCCCUUAUCAGUACAGAGAUCUCUGCCAUCACAAACAUUGAAAUAUCCAAAUUUGGAUAUUUAUAUUUUUUAGCUUUUUAAUUUAUUUUUCAUUAUUUUGUGUACUUUUGAUAAUUUUUUGUUAAAAUAUAACGGACGUAGGUACAAAAAGUUAAAAAUAAAACAGAAAGAGAAAAAUGACGUUAGAUUUUCUAUGUAACGGUCGAUAUUUACAUUUGAAUUUCGACGUUACGUCAUGUGACUUUCAUCAUCAUGUGACGUCUGUGAAGGCAGUGAUUACAAUUCUGCGAAGGGAGGUAAUCAGUGUGAGGAGUUUGGUAUAUACAGUGUUGAUUGAAAACUAUAAUUGGACAGAAUUAAUUCUUCUGAAAUUUUGAUUUUACAAAAUAUAUAUUAGUAAAUCAUUAACUUGUAAAAAGUGAUUUUUAAAGCAUAAUUAUGGUGAUUUAUUGAUAAAAGACUUUUUUUUAUAAGAUAUGUAAUUGAAUAGUUGAAAAUCAAGUUGAACUAAUGAUAUUAUGUUAUAAAUAAUCAGUGCAAUGAUUGUUUUGUAAUAAUGAAUUUACAACCCUGCACAACAGAUUUGUAAGGGUCAACAGUCUGGUUUUGUUUGUCCUGGGAAUAACUCGUAAACUAUUUGGGUUAAAACAUCCAACUUCAUAGAUGGAAAGAUCUCAUUUAGAAGUUCUGCCAAAGAACCUCACAUAUAAGAACCAUUUGUUACUGCCCUUUCACAUUUUAUGGAGAAAAAAAAUAUUGUAAAUAUCAUUUUGAAACUACAUAAAUUAUUAGAAUUCAUUGAGGAAAAGUGCAUUAGUAAUAAACCAAAAUGUUGUUUUGAAUAAUUUUAGAGUUACUGCAUUUUUUUUAGGUUUAGGUUUCAUGAAAUACGCUAGCAGAUACUGUUAAGAAACUUUUUCAUGGCUGGGAAAUGGCACAAUAAAUUUUUGUGUAUAAAUUAUGGUAAAAGUGGAACCCAUACCAAUAGUAUUUCUUCUAUGAAUUUUACUAGGGUCAUGUGACAACUUAUAAAAGAACUUGAUAAUUUUUUUACAUUAGUUAUUAUAUAUGUUAAGAUCAUGUUAGAAAAUAUUUUAGAUAUUCUAAUUUUUCAACAUGUCAGUUUAGAUGUCAGAAAUAGCUAAAUGCCUGUUAUGUCUCAGAAAUGCUUUAAUUUUUUACUUAUCAAAAGCACUGUUUUUUUCUUCUGUUGUUGCCUUUUUAAGUGCAGUGAUUUAGUAUUUUAAAUAGAAAUCAAGAUACUACUUUGUUUCCAUUUUGCCUGAUUAAACAUGAUUUUGUAACAGUUAUAAUAUAUAUCAAAUCAUACAGCACCUAGUUGUCUCCCUUCACUCCCUGUUAUAUACUCAAAUUUUAAUAAUUAUUAUAUUCCUUUAGUUUUGAGAUUUUUUCACCAAAAAUUAUAAUAUCGGAAACAAUGCUUACUUUGUUUUUGUUAUUAUUUGUUACAAUAAUUAUUUAUUUGUAUAGAUUGUUAAAGAUGUUUCAUAUUUUGUUCUAUUAUCAAAUGUUGAUGCAAGGAUGAAUGUGUUCAUAAGCAGACAAGGUCAAAAAUGUUAACUGUCGAUAUAUUUAAUAAUGUUUCAUUGAGAAACGUUUUCUUUAUAGCUCUUAUGUAACACUUACAAGACUACUAUCGUCAACAGUCUGUUGCGAUGUGGUUGUGACCUAAGUUGUUCCUAGAGGCCGACCUCGUUCCAGGGGCGACCAUGGCCAAGUGGUUACGGUCAUGUACCACUUGCUUCACAUCUCUGUAGGUUUAAGCCCCGUCGGCGUCCUCUCUUUCAUGUCAAAAAGCUAGCAUACUGAACGUUAGUGGCUCUACUCAGGUGCCUGUUUAAGCCUGAAAUAAUGUACAGAGGGGGAGGUCUUCUUCCACCAGUAAAUCUGGAAAGUCACAAUAUGACCUAUACUAUGUUGAUGUACUGUCUUCAACCCCCUCCCCAUUUAUUUUAUUAAAUCAACCUAAAAUGUGAAAAACACAAGCAAAUUGUUGAUUUCUUACUAUUAUGAAGUUAAUUAUUUUUCAUUAGUUUAAAGAAAUACGAGUGAAUUUUAUUUUUGUAUAAUUAAGGAAUUAACAUAACUUUAUACUGUAUGAUAAAGCAUUAUACCUCACAAGAUUUGUGUUAAUUUUUGUGAUUAUUGUUCAAAUUGGAAAAGAAUGACAUUAAGUGUUUCAGUCAAAUGCUUAAACUUUACUUAAAAACACAUUCUGUUCUCAGAAAUUCAGAAUUAUAUACUAAAAUAUGUAGUGAUAACUUUGUAAGUGUAAAUGGGGUUCAAAAUAUUGUGCUGUUAAAGUAAAUCUCUAGUCUAUCAAAAAAAAAUUAAAUUUAUUUUAUCACGUCUGUUGACCAUAUUCUUGUCUCCCUGACUGAGAGGUUCAGGCAACAGCUUCUAGUUAUAUGCCAAUUUGAAUUAUGGCUGUUGAUUUAAAUCCCACUUUUGAGUGUUGAAUUCUUUUUUUAGCUAAUGUGAUAUUUAUAGCUUACAAAAGUUGAUGGUUCUGCUCUGCUACCCACAAUGUUCUUAAUAAAUGCAUGGAAGUGCACCAGAGAUCUAUUAACAAAAAAUCUGUCACAAGGCUUUGUUACUGUUAAGUUGAUGACCCAACUGCACUCAUCUUUUGUUGUCAGUAAAUGUCGAAUUUUUUUUAUAAAUCAUUACCCAUUGUUAGUUUGCAUUGUAGCAUUAUUGUUAUUGAUUUACAUAAUAAGUACUCCCAUGCUAAUGAAAUUUGUAAAUAUAUGAAUAAAUAAAUUGUUAAUAAAAUUGUAACAUUUG
Ruditapes philippinarum (Manila clam) is the source of this 4373-nucleotide messenger RNA. Its product is annotated as TBC1 domain family member 13-like. Gene Ontology annotation, molecular function: GTPase activator activity. The record is from RefSeq and is a predicted model, not a curated record. Lineage: Eukaryota; Metazoa; Mollusca; Bivalvia; Venerida; Veneridae. Bases 18 to 1196 code for a protein of 392 amino acids. The transcript has 15 exons. Gene Ontology annotation, biological process: intracellular protein transport; activation of GTPase activity.